AGUACAAAAAUCUCUGACAUUCACCACCAUGUCUCUUUUGAUAUACGAAGAUCUUCUGGAGAAAUUAUCUAGUAAGCCUUCGUGGUCAGGCCAGCAUGAAACCGAGCUGUUGGAACCAUUUACGUUCAUCACCUCAAAUCCCGGAAAAGACAUGCGUAGCAGACUGAUUGAGGCAUUCAACAUUUGGCUCAAUGUUCCAGAGGAAAAGACCAAAGUCAUUUCCCGUAUAGUAAAUAUGCUGCACAACGCCAGUCUUCUGGUAGAUGAUAUAGAAGAUGACUCUCAGCUGAGAAGGGGACGGCCUGUUGCCCAUAAAAUUUAUGGGAUUCCUCAAACAAUUAAUACCGCAAAUUAUGUUUACUUCCUCGCCUACGAGGAGCUCCAUGCACUUCGAAGAGCCGGAAAUUUCGGGACGUCGAGAGAUGUUGAUCUGGAUGCAAUUGUUACUGCCGAGCUUUUGUCUUUACAUCGAGGUCAAGGUCUUGAGUUGCAAUGGAGAGACUCUCUGAGAUGUCCCACUGAGGAAGAUUACAUCGGGAUGGUGAACAACAAGACUGGUGGGCUGUUGCGAAUAGGUAUCAAGUUGAUGAUGGCUUGCGCCACUACAAAUACUGACGUUGAUUAUGUUCCUCUGGUCAACCUCAUCGGCGUCUACUUUCAAAUUCGCGAUGACCUUUUAAAUUUGCAAAGCCCUGAGUACAGCACCAAUAAAGGUUUCGCUGAAGACCUCACCGAGGGGAAAUUCUCUUUCCCCAUUGUUCAUGCUAUCCAUGCAGACACUACGAACAGACAAGUCCUCAAUGUAUUACAAAAGCGUCCUACCACUCCAACGCUGAAACACCACGUUAUAUCGUAUCUCAAGGACCACACCAAGUCAUUCGACUACACUCUUAGCGUAAUGGACCUGCUAGAUAAGAAAACACGAGCUGAGAUAGCUAGAUUGGGCGGUAACAAGGGCUUGGAGAAGCUCAUGGACUUCUUCUACGUUGAUAGCCCCAAACUCACCCAAACCUCGUAACCCGGUGUAUCUGAUUAGAAGAUGAAUGUAUUGGUAAAAAUGUA
Desarmillaria tabescens is the source of this 1062-nucleotide messenger RNA. Its product is annotated as isoprenoid synthase domain-containing protein. Gene Ontology annotation, molecular function: prenyltransferase activity. The coding region runs from base 29 to 1018 and encodes 329 amino acids. The transcript has 9 exons. Gene Ontology annotation, biological process: isoprenoid biosynthetic process. NCBI's taxonomy places the organism in Eukaryota, Fungi, Basidiomycota, Agaricomycetes, Agaricales, Physalacriaceae. The record is from RefSeq and is a predicted model, not a curated record.